AUGUGUUGUUCGACGCUGGUCUAUUCUCUUCUUUUUAUUGAUAUAUUCCUUAAUGUUCAAGGCUACAAUUAUGAUAAAGAGUUUCAGUUGAAAAGCGUGAUUCCUCGAAGGCUUGCUCGUGCUACCUGUUCUAAAAAAAAUCAAUGUUUGUCGAAAUGGGGCUACUGCGGAACAGGAUUAGAUUAUUGUGGUGAUGGAUGUCAAGCGGGUCCAUGCACGGGAACUACCACGCCUAUAACUACUAGUACCACUGCAGGUGGUCUUGCCUGUUCUGAUCCAACUCAAUGUCGAUCGAAAUGGGGCUACUGUGGAACAGGAUCAGCUUAUUGUGGUGAUGGAUGUCAAGCGGGUCCAUGCAUGGGAACUACUACGCCUAUAACUACUAGUACCACUGCAGGUGGCCUCGCCUGUUCUGAUCCAACUCAAUGCCGAUCGAAAUGGGGCUUCUGUGGAACAGGAUCAGAUUAUUGUGGUGAUGGAUGUCAAGCGGGUCCAUGCACGGGAACUACCAUGAUUAUAAGUACUAGCACCAGUGCAAGUGGUUCGAUUGGUGUUAUUGACAGCAAUGCAUUUGCUUGUGUAUUCAACACGAUCAAUGCUACAUUACGUGCUAGUCGAUUCGACGGACUAAAGGCAACAGGAUGGACGCCGAUGAAUAAGAACGAAGCUGCUGUCUUUCUUGCACAUGUAUAUCACGAGACAGAUGGACUCAAGACAAUGCGAGAAUACUGCGCUCCAGGUUGUGGUUCAAAAUACAGUGGCUCUUGGUGCAGCAUCUCGGGUGUACAGGGAAAAUGGUACUAUGGUCGAGGUUGGUUUCAGCUCUCAUGGCCAUGUAACUAUUACAGUGCGGGUCAAUAUCUUGGUGUUGAUCUUCUCGCAGAUCCAGACAAGGUAGAAAAUGAUCCUAAACUAGCAGUAAGUACGGCUCUCUGGUUCUACAAUGCAAAUGGUAUGGCUGCACCAGCUCAAAUAGGUGAUUUUGCUGCUACAACACGCAUCAUCAACGGUGCUGUUGAAUGUGACCAAGGGCCAGGCUAUAGUAAUCAAUUGACCCGAAUUAUCAAUGCAAUUAAAAGUCGUGAAGGACAAAUAAAUGAUUGUAAUUUUAAAUUUCUACAACAUCAUAAGAAUGACGAAGAAAUACAUAAUUAUUCAACAAAUCCUAUCAAACAACUGAAUUUAACAGAAUCUGAUAUUGAAAAGAUUAUAGAAAAUGCAUUCGAAUCUGCUAAAAAAUAUGUCACAAUGGUCAACAUGUCCAAGCUAUUGAUUAAUAAAAAUAUAUACACAUUACCUGAAUUAAGUCAAUUUAUAAAAAUUAAUAUAAGUAAAUCUUCGUCAAAGGUAGUAGAUUAUACAGAAAGUAUUAAUCUUGAUGAAGAUAGUGAUGAAGAUGAAUUAUGCAAUCAAGUCAAACGUUGUGGUCCUCAAUGUCCUGCAAGUAUUUAUUUAUUAUACUAUUCAGAUAGUGAUAAAAUUACCAUUUAUCAAAUGGAAGCUGCACACGAACAUCAUAAUGAUAGAAUUUGUGGUAUUGAUGAAUAUGUUAAAAAAUCCAUUGAAAAUUUAUUUGAUGAUGAAGAAAAAAAGAAAUUUGAUGCAAAUAAAAUAAGUUUAUGUGAAUUAGAACAAUGCUGUGGAAAUAAUCAAGAUAUUCCACUUGAUGAAAAUAAAUCUUUUGUUGUAUUAUACAGGAUAUUAUAUAAUGAUGAAGAAUAUAAAGAUGAUGAAGAUGUAGAAGAUGAUGGCGGAAUUAAAUUUCGUAUCUUUAUAUCAUCUAUUCAUUUGCUCAACAUUGUAUCUAUGUCACAACAUAUACAUGCUGAUGCUACUUAUAAAUUAAUUUGUCAAGGUUUUCUAGUA
Molecule: messenger RNA, 1866 nt
Organism: Rotaria sordida
Lineage: Eukaryota; Metazoa; Rotifera; Eurotatoria; Philodinida; Philodinidae
Source: the annotation of a GenBank genome assembly